AGCUUCCCCCACUGCCACACACCCCAUCUCUUUCUCUCUUCUACAAUGCAAAGGCCGACUGACUCUCAGCCAGAGGGUAGGAAGGGAAAGAAUGUGAGGAAGCAGGCACACCGCGUAUUGCAGUGUGGACCUGCACCUGACAUUGGGGUGUCCCCGGAACAAUAGUGGGCUCCCUCAGUUAGGCGGAUCUGGGUCUGUGCCUCAGAUGAAAGCCACCCACCAAGGCAUCUUUUCAGAAGACAGUGGGAAGGAGGACCCUUUAUGGAUGUCACUGAGCUGUCUUUUCCUCUGUAUCAGCCCAAGUGAGAGCACAUCUCUGUCAGGUUUCUCAGUCUUCCGCAAUGAACCCAGUGUAUAGCCCCGUGCAGCCUGGGGCUCCUUACGGUAACCCGAAGAACAUGGCCUACACAGGUUACCCUACAGCCUACCCGGCAGCAGCCCCUGCCUACAAUCCCAGCCUGUACCCCACCAAUAGCCCCAGUUAUGCUCCAGAGUUUCAGUUCCUGCAUUCAGCUUAUGGAUACCAUGAAGCAACUCUGCUGAUGAAACAGGCCUGGCCACAGAACUCGUCUUCCUGUGGUACUGAAGGCACCUUCCACCUCCCAGUGGACACCGGGACCGAGAACCGAACUUACCAAGCAUCCUCUGCGGCUUUCAGAUAUACUGCGGGGACACCAUACAAGGUCCCACCGACCCAGAGUAAUACUGCUCCGCCCCCCUACUCCCCAUCACCCAACCCCUAUCAGACGGCCAUGUAUCCAAUCAGAAGUGCCUACCCCCAGCAGAAUCUGUAUGCCCAGGGAGCCUACUACACACAGCCGGUGUACGCUGCUCAGCCCCACGUCAUCCACCACACCACGGUUGUCCAGCCCAACAGCAUUCCCUCUGCCAUCUACCCGGCGCCUGUUGCUGCCCCCAGGACCAAUGGUGUGGCCAUGGGCAUGGUGGCUGGCACCACUAUGGCAAUGUCAGCAGGUACCCUGCUGACUGCACCCCAGCACACCGCGAUCGGGGCACACCCUGUCUCCAUGCCAACAUACAGGGCCCAAGGGACCCCCGCGUACAGCUAUGUGCCCCCGCACUGGUAAAGCCUGCAGCCCAUCCAAAUCUGGAGUCACACAUUGUAUGCAACUACUCAAGUCUUACACAGGUGCUGGAGCAGUCCCCUAGCAGCACCACCUCUAUUUGCAAGAAGAGACAACGGAAGUGCAAGGGUCACUUUAUGCAUCUUUAACGGUUUUGGUUUUAUUUUUGGUUUUUGUAAAAGCUGCUUUUUCUAAUCUCCUGCCUCUCCCCACUGUCCCCUUCUUAGCCGCUACCCUUCCAGCUCUAUCCCUUCCUCUUGACCAGGCACAUCCUCUUUGCUCUUCUCUCCUUCCCCAAGCAUCUGGUCCCUGGGGACCCCAGUCUAGUGGCAGGCAGAGAGUGGGGUUUAUUGCAAUGGUUCAGCUGAAGGUGUGAUUUCCUUUGACGAGCAUAACACAUGUGGCCCUCGGGUCCAAGGUAGAAACUCAGAGCUGUUGAGCAAAUUACACCUCUGGGGGAUCAUUUAUUUUUCCUGAGCAAGAUUAUUUGAGGACAUGGCCAUGUCCUAACGCAAAGGAAAGUCUUCUGAGAACCAUCGCAACAGACCAAGAUCAGAACCACCUGAUUAGGUAGGAGUGUUCAUAGCAGCUUAACACACCAGGUGAGAACCUGGGAAAACCAGAUUCUUUCUUUGAGAGAACUUGGGGGAGGGCGGGGGGGGGGGGGGCCACUGUGGGAGGGAAAGAAGGAAGAGAGGUGCUUGCCUGCUGGCUUUGGUUUGUAAGGUUUCUGGCCAAAUUGUCUGGGCCUGGACCCUCUGAUUUGCACAGUGUUGUUAACCGACCUGGCACUUCCUCAAAAGGUAAUUUUGACCUCAGACCUGCCAAGCAGCUGCAGGGUGAUGGUAUCUCAGCCUCCCAAAGCCUUGGAAGGCCAGGUGCCCUAUGUAAUCCAGACCUUGGCCCCUGAGCCUGCGUGGACCCACUCUGAUAAGAUGCUUCCUCCUGAUUAGAGUAGGAACCUGUGGCACUUCUCUCCCUACCCUCUGCCCUUCCCGGUACCAGGGUUCACCAGUCUGUCCAUAGGGCUCUUGGUUACCUUGUGCCAUUCACGGCCAAAGUGAAGGAACCACAUUCCAGGUGGGUGCUGGCAGCUCUGAAGGUCAGGAUAGUGAAGGAAAAGCAAUAGCAAUAAACAUUUCAUAGACUCAUGGAACUGAAGGGACCUUAGCAAUCAUCUCAUCCAUUCCCCUGUUUGAUUGAUGAGGAAGCUGAGGCCCAGAGAAGAUGGAAGGACUUCCCUAGAUCUUGCAGUAAAUUAGCAUUAAAUGCAGCCUACCUAGGGGCAUGUUACCCACAAAAAUUUACCUAGGGAUGGAUUAGCUUGGUUUUGUAAAAAUUAAGUCAGCAGCACCCACACCUGGUGAACUCUGGAACAGUCUCUGGGCUUUGGUUUCUGCUCUUUUCCUCCAUGGAUUCCAAAGGAGGGGGUUGAAGACUGGGCAGAGGUCACAUGGGGGCAGAUGGCAGGAACAGAAAUUGCAAAUGAGGAAAUAGCAUUCGGAAAUUCUGGGAAGACAUCUGGAACUUUCAUUCUAUACCGGACUCCAGUCCUAGAAGGAGCAAGUGGGCUGGCUGAAAAGGAGAAUCUAUGCUUUUAGGACAGUAGCCCCUCAUCCUGAGAAGAGAGGAGGACAAGGAUGAGACCCAGGAAACAGGGGCUUUCAUGGGAGAAGAGGAACUUCUGAGUCAGGAAUCAUGGCUAGUCUCAGCCUGGAGCCCACUGUCCCAGAACUGUCCCCUGCACCCGGCUUCUGGCUGGGCCAGCAGCCCCUUUGGGGAUGGAGGGGUGCAGGAACAUUUUAUUGUACAAAAUGGGAUCAUUGAUAGCAUUUGGGACUUCUAAAUAACCCUUUUCAUUUUAAAUUCAUGCAUACUUGGACAUACUCCUACCUGUACCUCCCAUGUCUCCCUUAAAGGAGGAAAAAAUUCAGGAAACUUGAGCCAGAAGGACCUCAGAGGCUGUCUGGCCAUUCCCAGGAGGGCAGAGCCCAUCAGCAUCCAACUGAGAGCCAGGAGUUGGGGGACCUACCUUCUUGGCCUUCCAGGAAACUGCAGGACCAGUAAGGAGAAACCUAGCUAUUCUAAAUGGUCUGUUCUAGGGUGCUGCUGGGGUUUCAUUUUAAAACAUCAGUUUUCCAGUGUUAAUCCAUUUUUUGCAAAUACCUCCUCCUACUCUCUGGUUUUGUAAGGGUGGGUGAAGGUUGUUGUAGAUUAUGUCAUAUGUGUUUGGAAAAUGCCAAAAUACUACUACUAAUAAUAAUAGGAAACCUCUGCAUUUGUCAGGUGCACCAUAGAUUUCAGAGUGCUUCCCAGUAUUUGUUUUACUGGCCCUGAGAAAGAGGCGGGGUCGGAGUUCUUGCACCCAUUGAACAAAUGAGGAAACUGGUUCUAGAAGGAAAGGGAACUUGCCAGUGUGAGCAGAAUGCUAGUGUCUUAAUAGGCUUCUCUGAACCCUGCUGCCUCUAGGUGAGCUGGCUAGAACCACAGAGAGGAGGUAAAAAGGAGACGUAGGAAUGACCUAAUUACUUUUGUUCUUUCUAUACCAGUAAGUAAAAACUAACAUCUAGUACCUCACAGUUCACAAAGCAAUUUCACAUCCAUUCAUCUGGCUUAACCCUGUGAAAUAGAGUAUUCCUCCCAUUUGAUCCAUGGGGACACGGAGACUUGGGAAAGCAAAGAGACUUGCUUAUCAGUGGCACAGCCACCCAAAUCCCAGUUUGUCCGCUUUCCCUCCAGUCAGAUUCCACACACAGGCUUGUGGACUGAAGCAUCUGUGCUCUGCACCCCCUCUUUGCCCUAGUAUGUAAUUGCAGAUCAAAGACCGGCCCCAAGGCAAAAAGGUGCAGAACGGCCGUGGUCUGGAAGAUCCCAAGUCCAGCACCCCUUUCUCAGUAUCUGUAGUAGAGCCCCAGUUCUGCUGGCCUCCCCUACUUGCUUUGACGGAGAUCCACAAGCCUAGCCAAGCUUAGGGAGUCAUCGCAAAGGGAGUAAGUCCAGGAGAGCAGGGGCAAUAGUGUGCCUCGGGCAGGAGGAACAUUCCUGGUAGGAUCAUAAGCAUCUGCUGGGCAGCAUCCAAAAGUACUGGAUGGCCCAAUGGCAAAGCUGGACAGAAGGUCAGCUGGAAGGGCUGGGUCACUGUAGGAAGGCCAGCAAGCCAGAGAGGACAAGGGGUGUGCCCACAGGACAUAGCUACAAAGGUGGCAGCGGCAUGCAAACGCCUCUCCACUGUCUCCCCCACCCCAGCACCACAAGCUUGGUGGCCGGGGUUAGGGGCGCUGGUGGUUCCAGUCAGUAGACUGUCCUCUUGGUUUUCCCGGCUUCUCCCUGACUCCCUCUCCUCAUCAGCCUAGGGCCCAGGAAUCUGGAGUCUGGAGUGCCCCCAAGUGGUCAGAACAUAACCUUGUUGCCACUUUCUGAAAAAACGUAAUGUUUUCUUCAGACAGGACAGUUGCUACAGCUCUUCUCUCUUGGCAGUGACCCUAAAGUGUAUAUCCCCUUAGCUAAAUGUUGAACAAGGCCAAGUUCAAUAUCCAUAGGUUCACCUAUCCAUGAUUUUUUUUUUUUUAAUGUACAAAGUACCUUGACAUGAUUGCCAAAUUCUCACUUUACACAUGGGAAAAACUAAGUCUCAGAAGGCUUAGGAGACUUGGGGCACCUGGCUGGCUCAGUCAGUAGAGCAUGGGACUCUUGAUCUCAGGGUCAGGAGUUAAAGCCCCAUGUUGGGCCUAGAGCUUACUUAGGGGGAAAAAAAAAAAAGGCUUAAGAGAUUUGACAAAAGUCAUACAGUUAAGAGAAGGAGCCUAAAUUUGACCCUUCAAAUUCUCUGCUCUUUCAGCUGGCAUCUGUCACCUGCUGGGUCUCGGUGGCAGGCAAUCAAGAAGGGUUGAGCUGUCUACCCCAAACAGAGGAAGACUCCCUAGAGAUCUGGGGAGCUCAGUCCUCCCAGCUGAGAUUUUUAUGAUGGGCAGGCCUUGAGGACCCUGGCAGCACCAGGAGGAUGAAAAUUGGCAACAAAAGGCCUAACUUGAACAAAACACUUUGGGGUCAUAAUGCCUUGGACUGAAGCCACAUUCAAGGGUAGCUUCAGGUAUCUGCCCAUUGAAAGACCCAUGGCCCUGGGAAGCCUGUACACCCUGCUUUCUGACCCUGGAAAGCCUGCCCACUGUCCACAUGCAGUGAGUUGGCACUCCCAGGGGACCUGGUGUAGCCCUGAAUGGCCAAAAGCACAUCGGACUUCAAUUCCUGGGCUUGCUUUUCCCCACAGAUGAGAACCAGGACCAAAGAGUUCUUACUCUAUCUUAGCUCUUACCCCUGGCCACCCAAAUUGUUCCAAGUUUGAGAUUUACUACUCCCAGAGAGCGGGGCGGGUGGGGGGGGGUCCUUUGUUCUGAGUGGCAUUCAGAAAUGAAUCACAUGGAACAUAAAAGUAGGGCAGGCCCCUUGGUCACCAAGCCUGGGGCCCUGCAUAUCAGAAUCCUUAGCUCUGCUCCAUGGGCAGAGAAGGAAGGCCCGGAGGGCAUGGGUCUUAAUCUUUGUGUGGUCUUAGUUAUAGCACUCUGGCUGGAUUAAUCACUUAGAGGUCACCGUUGUGGCUGAGUGAAGAUACAUGGAAUCUCUGCUUUUCCAUCCUGUAUUCUACCAUGUCCCUACAGAGUAUGCCAUCCCAUCUGCUUGCCAAGCUUCAGAGAGGGGCAGGUCAGGCAGUGGAGCGGGCAGGUAGGAGACCAUCUCCGUGCAGGUGCACAGCCCCAGGGGAAUCCAGGCCCCUCCCAAAAGCAAGAUCACAGCAGAGGAAACCCAGCCAGGCUAACCAUCGAUUCCGUACCUGAGCGUCUUGAGAUCAGGCUCCCAUGGGCAUGCCAGGCAGACUGUGGUCCUUCACCUGUGUUCCUGUCUCCUAGAAAACUUGUUUCUGAAGUUAUAUAUUACAUGGUUCCAGGGCCCAGCCUUCAAAAUUCCUGCCUGGCAGGCCAGCUUCAACAUUCCGUAGCCAAAUUUGCCUGAGCCAGACUUGGGCCCCGUUCCCUCAGUUUUUCCAAUGAUUAUUUUAUAUCUUGCAUGCUGUUGAGUCCAGUCCAGUGGCCAAGGGAGGAACACAGGGGUUGGGACUGGCCGCCACAAGCCAGAAAGGGAAA
Messenger RNA from Lutra lutra (Eurasian river otter), 6223 nucleotides. It is a transcript of the gene FAM168A, whose product is annotated as family with sequence similarity 168 member A. The record is from RefSeq and is a predicted model, not a curated record. Gene Ontology annotation, biological process: positive regulation of base-excision repair. Lineage: Eukaryota; Metazoa; Chordata; Mammalia; Carnivora; Mustelidae. The transcript is spliced from 10 exons. Bases 342 to 1088 code for a protein of 248 amino acids.